This is a messenger RNA of Clarias gariepinus (North African catfish), 6911 nucleotides long. RefSeq lists its product as uncharacterized. The record is from RefSeq and is a predicted model, not a curated record. The transcript is spliced from 10 exons. Gene Ontology annotation, molecular function: cytokine receptor activity; protein binding. Gene Ontology annotation, cellular component: external side of plasma membrane. Gene Ontology annotation, biological process: cytokine-mediated signaling pathway. The coding region runs from base 543 to 2246 and encodes 567 amino acids. NCBI's taxonomy places the organism in Eukaryota, Metazoa, Chordata, Actinopteri, Siluriformes, Clariidae.
UGAGCUCUGGAAGGUUUUCUGCUUUCACUUUUGUCCGCAAUACUUCAGCCAGCUUUAUCCAGUAAUCCCGCUAUUUCUCAGGAAGCUUUUUAUUUCUCCAUGGCGUUUAACCCGUUUCCAUAUCGGAUCGCUCGUUAAUAAGUUCCUGUUAUUUAUGGAUUCGGGCUAUUGUUCUACGCUUCUCGUGGUAAAGGGGAGGAGUGAGUCGUCGUUACGCGUUUUUCCACAGAACUGCUGUAGCUGUUCCAGUAAAGCCAAAAACACGCACACACGUACACACGCACACACGCCCAUUCUACCCAGUUCCUCAACCGGGAAGUGAGAUAAAGAGGUGGUUCUGUGGCACUGCUGGAGCCGAUGGUCCCGUUUCCCGCUCCUCACGCGUCUUUAGCGCCCGGACCGCGCGCGCUCGGAUGUAAAGAAAGCUUUUUACCUUCGCUUGACAUUUUAAUCUUACAAUCCAAGGAUAACUCCAGCUCCCUCUUUUUUUAUUUAUAUAUUUUUUUAUUUUUCAUUUGACUUCUGGCUAAAAAACACAAAGGAUGGGCGGAAUAUUCCUCAUCGUACAACUGGGCCUUUUAAUCACGUUUGUCUUCACUGAAUCUUCUGAAGAACAUACAAGACCAGGCAAGCAGCUUAACCUGGAUCUGGGUUGUAUAAUCGAUUACCUAACCGAGAUGAAAUGCCUUCUGACCUUUGGCCAACCUGAAAAUUGCUCUGAGUACAGUCUCAAUGUGUCUCGAAGAAAUAAAAUGUUUAAAUGUGAUUUCGAUCAACAUCAUGCCAGUGAAUGCGAAUGCUCAUUCGAAGAGGAUGGUGGUUUUGUUUCGGAAGAGAACUACACAGUUAACGUGUUAAGAUGGAAUAAAAUGUUAUUCACUAAAAUUAUCAAUACUUUAGAGAACAUUAAACCUGUAAAACCCUUCAAUAUAUCAGUCACUGAGACUCAGAAUGGAAACUUUCUCAUUUUCUGGGACACCAACUAUACCACUGAAGCGCCCGUGUUUAAUAGUGAACUGAUUCCACAGCUCACUUACUAUGUCGAAGGAAACAAUGACAGCGCAAAAUCUGUGACUUUGACAGAAGGCCAAAUGAAAUAUGAGCUUAUAGGCAAAAACCUUAAGUCAAAUUCCUACUAUAUUGUGAAAGUAAGAGUGAAACACCACGAGACAAUGUUCGGUGAUUACAGUGAUCCGUACAGGUUUACCACACCCAUGUCUUUAAGAGACAAACUCAGGAUAAUAAUUCCCAUACUUUGUGUAAUUUUGAUCAUCUGCAUAUUCAUCAGCAACUACUUUUACAACAAGAUCAUGACCGAGUGGUGGGACAAGAUUCCUACUCCGAACAUAGCUACUAAUUUUGUAAAACAGGUCCCGAACUUGCUGUCAUUUCAAAACGAGUACUCACCUAUCCAUCUUGACCCUUCGAAACAGGUCCACGCUGGAGAAAAGACAUGGCCAGUGUCCUCUGUGGUAGACAUCAGGGGUGAAAAUAGCCUCAACAGCCUUGGGAAAGAUGGCAAUUCAGCUGAUGUGAUUUAUGGCCAAACAGGCAACGAGAGUUUAGAAGAAAGCAGCACUCAUUCUGAACUCGUCAAAGAAUCUCUGUCAACGACCCUUCAUCAGAUACCAAUGUCCAACUCAUAUUAUAAAAACCUGAAACCGAACGAUGAUGAUUGUAACGUUGGAAGCGAGAGCGGAAACAGUUCUGGCUUCAGUAACAAGUUCUAUAUGUUUUCACUCUCUGAAAAUGGUCAGAACCCAGCUGUCAAGCAGCUUAUCAACGACUUUCCUGAGAGUCACACUGCAAUUCCUCCUCUGAACGGAAACCUGGAGCCGAUCAUCCUAACAGACUUCGAGUACGGCCCGUGUACCGGUCUCUCAGGAUCCGAAAACACCACCCAGACUCAGUUCUUAUGCUCCAGCAAUGACAUCGUUGUGGUUCCUGGAUAUCAGAGCGUCAGUGAUCUCGCCGAUUGUCCAUCUACCGACCAAGAGUUCAUCAGCUCUCAAAAUGACGUCAAUCUUAUCAUGGAAAAGCUUAACUGCAGCAAGAACCCGCAAAACAUUUUCGGCAAAAAUGACAUCAUCCAAGUGGAAAAUGGAUAUAAAGAUGUUCAAAGCUUGCUCCAGAAUGCAGAAGAAGGAAAGAACCUUAUCACAGAAGCUGAAAUGAAAUAUCCCAAUGGCUCGGCUUUCCAUAAUUCUCCAGGUAUUCAAAUUGACUGCUCUUAUCACAGGGUUUGAAUUCGCAGCUCAGAAUAGAGUUCAUGCAAAUGUAUUAACUGAAAAGACAUGGAAUGUAUAUGUACAUAUAUUUUUGUUAUCUAAUAACAAUUAAGCAGUGAAGUCAGGCUUCACCGGAAAAUUGCGUGUUUUUAAACAUGGCGGCAUUAUUAUCCGGUUGUCGAGAGCUGACGUUAAAUCACAUCAAUAAGCAUGAGCAUUCGUGAGGUGGCUUUAUGGGAGCGUGCCAGGUAUGGAUAUGUUUGCAAACUAUGGCGAUAUAAAUGUAAUGUGAAGUGUUGCAUUACAUGGCUCUUGAAGCUUUUUACUUUAAACUUUGGCACAAACUUUGGCAAAACACUCAUUUACAUGUACUGAAUGGCAGUAAAAAGUCACAUGUCUAACUUUAAUGCAGAACAAUAGCUGAUUGGCUGGUUUUCUUAUUUACCUAAUUACUAUGAAUGAAUUAUAAUGCAUUUAGAAAAGAGGAAAAUAAAACUUCGCCGAGGGAUAGGCAGAUAGGCCAAAUUAGAGAAGUGUAGUAUUGUGGUGUGAAAUUACAGAACUUGUGAAACCAAGUGCAAACCAAGCCACCUUACCACUUCCUUAGAGUCUAUCACUUAAAAACAAAUAGUUAUGCUUUAUCAUGUACAGACAUCGCAGUUCACUGUGAGAAUGUAAUCCGAGAUGAGAAAGCAAACACUUAAAACUGCAAGAGUUUUAGUAAAGAUAAACACCACCCACAAAGCUGAAAUUCCAGCCAAAUGUGGUAAAAUGAAACCAUGUUUGUGAUAGACUCUUCAGGAAUGGGAAAAAAAACAACAUUUUUUCACAAUGUCAUGGGAAUCUUAUACUGUACAUGAUGGAAUGAAGCGUAGGUUUUCUGUCUCUAACACAAUGUGACCAAACAAGUCGAUAACGGUUGUUCUGAAUGUUCAGCAAAUUCCUGGUUAUAGACCUUUACCGUACCUGGUGGAACUCUGCCUGGGGAAUUCUUUUGGGAUUGAAAAAAAUUUUGCACUAUGUAAAUACUGCACAUUCUUUUUUUACAUAUGAUGCUUUUAAAUAUUCAGUUAACUUCUUUCAGAGUGACUAUUGGAUUCAGAGCUGUUUAUUUUAUUAUUUAAUUUUUUUUCAUGUCGCUUGGGUUUAGUCUUCCCAAACACUAAGUCAAAAAAGGCUUGUUAUGAUCUGUUCAGUGUCACGACGUCUCUGGGCAAGAACAAGGGACAUAUUUGGACUGACAGAAUAAUCAAGAUGGGCUCUGUAGAGGACAAAGCACACACUAAGUAAAGCACACACAUAAGGAACCAGACGACAGGCAGGACAGGUUAUGAUCACUGAAUAUUCAUCAGCAACACAAGAGAAUGCAAGUUAAGGGGCGAAGGGACAGUAUACUGUACACAAGCUGACAAGGAAGCAAACAGGACAGAGAUGCUAGUUUGUUCUCACAGAAAUGUACGGGAGGGAGUGCUGCUGCAUUAGAGCUCCAGGGUCAGCAGUUUGCUCCCUUGAUCAGGCUAAUUUUUUCCAGCUGGAUACAAACAGAUUACGCCAUAAGAAUAGUUCGUAGGAUCAUUUAUAUAGGAAAAUGCUGUAGGAGCAAAGAACAUUAUGUAGUACACAUGCUCCUGCGUUAGUGAAAAGAGUAAAUACUAAGUAAAACUCUUAAAUCAUUAUUUUAGUUAAAUGGAUAGACUUUCUGUAUAAUUAUUUAUUAUAGUGGUAUAGUGGUUAGCACUGUCCCCUUGCACCUGAGGGUCUGUGUGUAUGGAGUUUGCAUGUUCUCUCAGUGUUUUGUGGGUUGCAGGAAAGGCACAGAUGGUGUGUAAAUGUGUAUUGUCUUUUGUCUACUGAUGUGCAACACUUUAUAGAACCCAGUUCCAAGGGAUUGAUAAGUGAACGAUCUGUAACUGUGCUGUUUAUGCCAAUUGGGCUGCGUGCCAAAAUCACAUGACACAGACCUUUCGCAGAAUUGAAUCAGGAAGGGGAAGGGUGGUAGACAUGUGAGGGAAGUGUGGCUGCCUGUCACCAAGAACAAACAUAAACUGCCCGAUAUGCUCGGUCACAGUAUUGUGCAAAUCUCUUUGAGCCACCACUCAUUUCUUCAUAUCACAUUAAAUUUACCUAUAGUUUAAAUUACAGAAAUGGGAACAAAUGUUUUACUGCAACAAGCUACAUAGAAUUGAAAAAAUGUGUGUUUUUUUUUAUUUUUAUUUAACAACCUCAGCAGCAGCCUCAUUUCCCCUCUCUUCUGUUCAAACCACUCAGCCUUCAGUAUCAUCAGUAUAAUAAUCACCGGCCUGAUCAUCUGUCACCAUUUGCACCUGUUUCUCAAUUUUUUAAUGCCUUAGAUGCUAGUGGAUGCUUUUUAUGAUUAAAUGAUUAAGAGGUCAACAAACAAAAUCAUUUUGGAAAAACAGAUGUCAGUUUUUUCUUAAUGUCAAACCAUUACACAGAACUUUAUACUCAAGAUUUUGCCUUCAGAAUGUUUAAAAUUGUUUAAUUUUGGUCUGUGGGUUUUACCUUUUAUGGAGUUCAAUAGGCUUCAUCACAAAAAUGCAAGGAAAUUAGUGAUUCCAAACAUUAUUGACUAUAAUAUUGAUCUCUGAGUUUGCAUAUUCUCUCUGUGUUUGAUGGGUUUUGUCCCACAGUCAAAAAAUAGGGCAUCAAGCUAGUAACCUAAAAAACCAAUAACCUAGAAACUGAUGUGCCAGAUGGUGGGGAACAGAGCAAAAUGCCAAAAUUUGGCUUGUGCAAACUCAAUUCAAAGAUUUACAAACGUAGCCUACGGUCUGUUGGAGUUUUGCAUGUCUUUUCAAAGUUUCUCUGGGUUCGUGAGUUUUCCGCACACCACCUAAAAACAUGCCAGGACAUGCCUGAUCCUCAUGAUUUCAACUGUGGAAUCAAGGGAGAAAAAAAUGGAAAUGAGUAUGCAGGAAGGUUCCUAGGGUUAAUAUGAUCCUCGCAGCACAGACACAAUUCUGGUCUGGCAGGAAGCUUUGCGUCCCAAACAUACAGUACACAGCUUUGCGUCCACAAAAUUUUUUUUUUUUUAUCGUAAUGUGAAUGUUUCCUUCCACUCUUUAGUGAAAAGGAAGCUCUUCAGAUAUAUUUCAAAUACAGGACCACUCUGAGAUCUGAUCUGAGUCAGAUCAGGUUGCAGGAUUGUCUGGUGAGUUUUCUCCAUGUACGUGUUAAUGAUGUGAAUCUGAAUGAACGUUAUGGAGAUUUCUGCUUCAUGAAUUAGUGUUUGAGUUAGCUGGUUUGAGUUGUACUCUUAUUCAUUUGUAAUCAUUUGAGCUUUGUGACACAGUUAUCGGAUUGUUGAAUUGGUAUUGAUGGAGCAUUUUUAGACAGAUAUUAUGGACAUAAUGUUUAUAAUUACAUUUGUGCAAAUAGUUCUCUCUCUCUCUGUCUCUCUCUAUCUCUCCUCACCACAAUGGUUUUCUAACAUUAACUGUGGGUUAACCAUGUUUUUUAAAUAGUAACCAUGAUUCUAAAGUUUCCGCUGAAUAUACAACAAGCAUGGUCAAAGUUCUUGCAUACUAAUAAAUACUGGCAAUUCCCCCCACCCCACCCACAACCCCAAAGGGGUCAUGUGGUCCAAAAAUGAUUGAUGGCAGAGUCUGUGCACACAGAUUGACAAACACAAAGCAGAUUAAUUGCACUGAUUACUAAACCGAACACACAGAUUACUAAACUGAGUAGAGGGAUUACCAAACCGAGCGCACAGAUUACUGAACCGAGCGCACAGAUCAUCGAACUGAGCACACACCAUGACAAUCCGAAUUUAGGUUACAAUUUAGGAUUGUAACUAAUAAUAGACGAUUUUUACCACCUUGGGGGGCAUUUUUCCAGCAUAUAUGUUACAAUAAGCCCUAACUAGACUGAUAGCAUGACUUUUACAGCUUACUGGUAUUCUUUUUAAUAAGACAUUUAUUUGAGAUAGGAUUUAUUGUCAAUUUCACCAGAGUACAACUGAAUGUGUAUAUCAUGAAAUCUAGUGAAGUCAUAAAAUGUGAUGAGAAAGGAACUUUAUUGGGCUUUUGUUUACUCAUCUGAAAUGUACAUGGGGCAUUCAAGUCAAAUCAGGACUUUGGAUUGUGCACAAUAACAGAACACAGUUAUGAGAGUAAAAAACUCACUUUAUUGCUCUAUAUAAUUCCCUGCUACACUAAUGCACUUCAUACUUCACAAGUGCUUGGAUACCCUCAAGCUGGACUGCCUGCUUCACCUCUGAAACGCUGGCCUCCAAGGAAAUCCUUUAAUGCCCCAAACAUGUGGAAAUAGCUAGGGCUAUACAGUAUAUGGGCAACUCCCAGCCACGACUUCAGUGGGCUUCAAGCCACCUUGGCCGGGAUCGUCAUUCUUUAAGAUGUUUGAAUCAUUCAAAUGUUUUACUGCAGCUGAGAGUCUAAUCACCGUACUGGGAAUUUCAAUUGGUUUUACACCUUCAUUUAAAAGAAAUUUCAUCAGUCCCGGUUUGACUUGAACGCCCCUCGUACUUAUGACAUUUUAUUUUUUUGAGAACUGAAAAUAUGAUUUCACGUAUCUACAUACUGUAUGUUUAUCUUCUUGCUGUGAGAUAUAUUGUAUUGUUUAAUUAAAUUAUGUGCAAAUCUUUUAUGCAUGUUUUAUGUAUGUACUGCAAAGACAGCACAAAAUAAAGAACGCACAAAAUAA